Messenger RNA from Penicillium bovifimosum, 1080 nucleotides. RefSeq lists its product as uncharacterized. The transcript has a single exon. Bases 1 to 1080 code for a protein of 359 amino acids. The record is from RefSeq and is a predicted model, not a curated record. Lineage: Eukaryota; Fungi; Ascomycota; Eurotiomycetes; Eurotiales; Aspergillaceae.
AUGGGAGACCUCCGGGGUUCCUUGCCGCCGUAUCGUGGCUACUCGGGCCGACAAAGCGAAGGAAACCUUCGUCUACAUGAGCUGUUCCCCGUGGUUCAACCUGCAGACUCGUCAGGGAAGAAAGUCGGCACUAUGCCACCACUCAAUAUGGCCCCAAGCAUCACACAUUCCUUGCCGAAGAAUGUGUCGGAGUGGACAGCGGCAGCUGAAAAAGAAGGAGUCCUGGACAAGACCCUCAGCGCCUUUGACGCGCUGCCUUCGCCCUCCAAAAUGACCAUCAAGGAAUACCUGGCGAUGCGAGUGCUGCGUCCUAGCCGUAAGAAGGCGGACAAGAUACCAGUUAACAAAGCCCUCGAAGAUCGCACCCAGGACAUGCUGAGUGGUUUCCACGCCUUCGACCACUACAUCGCGCAUAUCGCCGAGGCCAAGAAGAGUCUGGGCAAAGGAGACGGGAAUAUCGGGGCGUUCCAGCUGGCAAGAGACUCACAGCUUCAAGCCUUGGGACACAAGGCUAACGCUAGUGAUCUGGCUCGAACAGCUCCUCCGAUUUUCCGACCGCGAUCCAGUCAGGAUCCAUCAUCGCAGCCCGACUCGCGGAGUCAGCCAGCAGUGGGAUCGAGUACUCAUCUAGCUGUUUCUGGAGCUAGAGAGGCACCGAGUCCCGCCGCAGCGGCCCUUUCACCGUCCUCGUUUGCUCUCAGCGCCAGUGGUCUGUCGGGGACCGCCACGACCUAUGCGUCAUGGAUCGUCCCAUCGAGGUCCAAGGAUGAACAGAUUGUGAACGAGGCGCUCACGGAACUACUAAGGGCUCUUACCCUCAACAUUCCUGAUAUAGCCUGCCGAUGGACCUCCGCUCGAAGACCGUUCGCAACUCUACAGUUUGGACAAGUCGAAUUGACGGCUUGCACGGAUGGCUAUCUUGAAGGGAUUGGUGUUGAUGAAACGUUCGCCAUUGUUGAGGCAAAAGCGGCGGGUCGAGACCGAAGGCGUCAGUCUUUAGUCCUCUGGCAAGAAGCUGCCGAAAUGGUCGCAUGGAUCAUGACGGAUACGAAUUCCCGCCAAUGUCCACUUGACAAGUAA